AUGCCGGGGCCGCAGACCGAGGCUCGUAGCUCCUCUGGGGAGGAGUCCGAGAAGGACUGCCCGACCCGAGAAGAGGCGGAGGCUGCAAAGGCGGCUGCAAAAGCCUCGCCAGGGCCGCCGGAGAGGACGGAAAUAGCCGAAGGACUGCUGCAGAGCACGGCAGCAGAAGGGCCACCUGCCCCUGCGGAGGACGAAGAGGAAAAGCAAAAGAAGGAAAAGAGGAGGGCUGCCAGAAAGGAAAAAAAAAAGGCCGCCAGAGCUCGCGAGAAGGACUACGAGAAAAAAGUCAGAGACUUGAAGGACAGGGAGCAGGCUGUGAGGAAGAGGGAGCAGGAGCUCCGCGACCGUGCACGAACCCCAAGCCAGGAGAGCUCCAGCCGCAGCGACAGCAGACGACGAUCUCGAGAUCCCCGCAAGCGGCCGGAGAGGCGAGCUGCUAGCCCCUCUCAGAGCAGCAAGGCCACUCCGAAGCCGGAGCUCCGCUUGACAGCCGCCGCCACCUGGUGCUGGUGCCCACGGGUUGGCGAACACAUGUGCCGCAAGUGGGUUCAGUCCCGAUGGGCCCUGGUUCAGCAUCUGAGAUCCAAGCACGGACUCUCAGAGGAAGCGUCCGUGCAAGAGGCUGAUGCGGCCUGGGAAAAGGAGCUCCAGCAAAUGGAGCGAUCCCGCUCUCCUCGCUCACCUCCAGAUCUGAGGAGGCCUGCUUCGCCAAAGGGGCUGCCACCACAGGAGCGGGCACGUCUGUGGACUGCACCGAGCACGGCAGCUGCACCGAUGGCAGCUCAGGCCAAAGCCUCGGCACAGGGCUCGGCACUCGAGGUGCUGUCCGUCAUGUUCCGUGUGGCGGACCGGGUCUUGGAGAGGGAGCACCCCUAA
This is a messenger RNA of Symbiodinium sp. CCMP2592, 876 nucleotides long. NCBI's taxonomy places the organism in Eukaryota, Dinophyceae, Suessiales, Symbiodiniaceae. The record is from the annotation of a GenBank genome assembly.